AUGUCGAGUGGCCUCUCUGCGUGGUUUGAGAAGAAGGGGGCAGUCAACCCGUCCUGGAAGAAAAGGUGGUUUGACUUGAAGGGCAACUGCAUCGAGUAUCGCAAGUCGCCCAGCGAUGCACUUCCACGCGGCGUAAUCAACCUGUCCAAUGCAAGACUGGAACCACUCGCCCCAGAGGACAACAACUGGCAGGAUCGCCUUGCCAUUCACACAGCCGGCGGACGCACAUACAUGAUCAGAGCCAAGCUUGCCUUGCUCAAGGAGUGGAUCCCAGCGAUUCAAGAUCGCAUCAACGCCAUCAGCAGCCGCAACGAUGAGGCACCCGUACCGCGUGCCACUGCAUCUUCCAGCAUAUCAGAGGUGAGCAAGCUGUCGCUUGAGGAGGCGCGGGAAGUUGCAUCCAAUCUGCGCCCACCAGCCCUGCUCGACGGCUUUAUGGAGAAGAAGGGCGAACAGCGGAAAAACUGGAAGGUGCGGUGGUUUGAGCUGCGUGAAUCUCGCCUCGACUACUUCAAACACCCGGCAGACAGCGCCCCAAAAGGGUCGAUUAUGCUUCGUGACAGCGCAGUUGCUGUCAACACAGACACAAGCGAAAGCACCAGCACUGCGCAGGGCCUCGUCUUCCUCGAAAUCUCCCCCGUCUCAUCCUCACGCACAUACAGGCUGCGUGGUCCGCGUGCUGUGAUGGAACAGUGGGAGAAGGAGCUUCGCCGCUGCAUCAGCGCCCUCAAGCACCGCAAGUCCAAGUAUCGCGCCGGUCCCAUGAUCCAGGACGGCGUGGGCCUGUCUGCUGAUGAACUGCGCGCACCGGAAGCAGCGUCCUCCGCGUCGUCUGCAGCGCAAAGGGGCGGGGCACGGCGAGCACCGGGCCCGCUGAUUGCAGACGGCAAGGUUGUGGAUCUCCCUGAUGGUGGGCAGACUCGGCAGGUGCAGGUGGUGGCAGACGACAGGACGCACAUGAUUCGGGAGCGCGAGGCUGCCGUGAAGGACAUGCACGAGACAAUGCAGACAGUCAACUCCAUGAUGCAGGACAUGGCUGCGCUGGUCAGUGAUCAGGGCGACCAGCUUGAUGCAAUUGAGCAGAGCGCAAACGCCAUGGGGGAUUACGUGGAUGCCGGUGUGGGCGAGCUCAGAGAGGCACUCAGACGCACGUGA
Salpingoeca rosetta is the source of this 1155-nucleotide messenger RNA. RefSeq lists its product as uncharacterized. The record is from RefSeq and is a predicted model, not a curated record. The coding region runs from base 1 to 1155 and encodes 384 amino acids. Gene Ontology annotation, cellular component: plasma membrane. Gene Ontology annotation, biological process: actin cytoskeleton organization. The transcript is spliced from 7 exons. Lineage: Eukaryota; Choanoflagellata; Craspedida; Salpingoecidae.